UUGGCACUACCAAAAUUAUUGGAAUAUCAAACUUCCACUGAGAUUGCAUACAAGUGAAAGCAUAAUUAAUAUUAUACCUUAAGAUAAGGAUAGAAGCACGUAUCUAAACAAUUCUCUCACGUAGAGAUAUGGAAUGGAAGAAAUGUUAUUUGGAUGUAAUAUUGGUCCCCUUAGGAAUUCUAUUAAGCAUUGGUUACCAUGUUUGGCUGUGGUACAAUGUUCGAACUCAUCCACAUACAACUAUCAUUGCCAUCAAUGCCAGGGGCAGAAGGAAUUGGGUUGCUUCCAUCAUGAAGGACAAUGAAAAGAAAAACAUCCUAGCUGUUCAAACACUAAGGAACACAGUAAUGGGUGCGACCCUAAUGGCCACAACAUCUAUUCUCCUGUGUUCAGGUUUAGCAGCAAUAAUAAGCAGCACCUACAGUAUAAAAAAGCCACUAAAUGACACAAUUUAUGGAGCACAUGGAGAAUUUAUGGAAGCACUUAAAUAUGUCACACUUUUAACUAUCUUCUUAUUCUCAUUCUUUUGCCACUCUCUAUCCAUAAGGUUCAUAAAUCAAGUGAACAUCUUAAUCAACAUCCCGCAGGAUUCCAAUACUUCUUUGGUCACACCAUUAUAUGUUAGUGAGAUAUUAGAAAGAGGCUUCAUUUUAAACACCGUUGGAAAUAGACUCUUCUAUUCAGCACUUCCUUUGUUGUUGUGGAUUUUUGGUCCUGUUUUGGUUUUCCUCUGUUCUCUCACUAUGGUUCCUUUGCUUUAUAACCUUGACUUUGUCCUCACUAAGGGAAAGAUGGACCCAAAUCAUGAUAAUACGGAUUUUGUCUGAAUUUGUAAUCAUCUAAUAUAAUGUACUUUAACUUUUAAGUAAUAAUUCCACUUGGAGUUUUUCUUUCAAUCAUUAAGAUUAGGUGUACGUGAUCUUCGAUCCUCCACGUUGCAACAUCUCAUUUGUAAUUGUAUUCACAACUUGCACCCCUCGUUAUUCAACACAAUCAAAUUCUCAUCUAAAUAUUGUUUGAA
Messenger RNA from Cicer arietinum (chickpea), 1021 nucleotides. RefSeq lists its product as uncharacterized. NCBI's taxonomy places the organism in Eukaryota, Viridiplantae, Streptophyta, Magnoliopsida, Fabales, Fabaceae. The record is from RefSeq and is a predicted model, not a curated record.